Messenger RNA from Fulvia fulva, 684 nucleotides. RefSeq lists its product as uncharacterized. Gene Ontology annotation, cellular component: FANCM-MHF complex; Fanconi anaemia nuclear complex. Lineage: Eukaryota; Fungi; Ascomycota; Dothideomycetes; Mycosphaerellales; Mycosphaerellaceae. The transcript has a single exon. The record is from RefSeq and is a predicted model, not a curated record. Gene Ontology annotation, molecular function: protein heterodimerization activity. Bases 1 to 684 code for a protein of 227 amino acids. Gene Ontology annotation, biological process: replication fork processing; DNA repair; kinetochore assembly.
AUGCCGCCCCGAAAGGAGCCCAAAGAGUCGGUGGUAUACCCCUCGAGCAAACGCAAAACACCCGCCUUCAAACCACUGAAGCCAGUAACAAAAGUCCCCCGGAUUGCGACAACAGAUCCCGAAAGCUCCGUCAAAUCGCGUCCUGCAGCGAAGAAGGCACCUGCAAAGAAGCCUGCAGCGCAGAGCAUACCGCUGGAAUCUAGCGAUGAGGAUGAUGACGAUCUUGCGGAUCUUGCGAAGGAUGAUGACUCCGACUCGCUUGGGGAGGAUCCCCUAGCAGUGUCGAAGAAGAAGCCACAGUCAAAGGCAACAACGUCCCGCAGACCAUCUAAUGAGGCCAUGUCGAUAUCCUCCGAACACCCUAAUGACCCUCCGGACACGACGACUUCCAAUCCGGAUCCCAUGCCAACACAAUCAGACUCUACGCCUUCAAUCCCACAGCCUCUUCUCCUCCGCCUCUUACAUGAAGCCUUCGCGGACAAGAACACCAACAUCGAUACGCAGGCGAUCCAGGUGUUUCAGAAGUAUGUGGAGGUGUUCGUAAGGGAGGCGAUCGCGAGGACGAAGGCGGAGAAGGAAGAGGCUGCGGAGGGGGGGGAGGUUGCGACGCAGUCGGAUGUAGGCUGGUUGGAGGUGGAGGAUCUGGAGAAGGUUGCGCCGGGGUUGGUGUUGGACUUCUUAUGA